GUGGGCCUCCCCAACUAAUGCUUAGAUGAAUAAUCAGUAUUCGUAAAAUUACAGAUGAUGAAUUGUUGAAAUCAAGGCUGCAAUGGAAGAAUCAAAGAGAAUAAUGCUGUAUUCUGGCGGUUCCAACAAGAAGAUAAAUUUUACCAAGUCACUAUCAGCUUCUCUAGUAAUUUCUCAAUUGCCACAUCCCUUCCGACUAUUCCUUCAAUCCUUAUUAAUUUCGCUUGUCAAUCAAAAUCUAAUAUCUCUGCAACUAUGGCUUCCCAUAAUCUCUUUCCUUGUCUCCUCCCUUUACUGGCAACACUACUGACACAAGCUUUUGCUGCUGAUUUUAUGUACCCUUUCAACUGCUCUGCAACCAUAAAAACUUGUGAUGCUUCACUCUAUCAUAUCAACAAAGGUCUCCAGCUUGAACAAGUUGCCUCUUUUUACAAUGUAAACAUAACCCAGAUCAGCCCCAUCUUCCGUGGAGACGAACAAGAUUAUUUUGUAAGUGUCCCUUGUUCUUGCCAGGACAUCAAUGGCACCAUAGCUUACUUCUAUGAUGCAUCCUAUCUAGUCCAACAAAACGACACGUUUAGGAACGUUUCGGAUCUGAUUUAUAGCGGGCAAGCUUGGAAUGAUGGAGACGAAGAAGGAAGAUUUAUUACAGGAAAUCUUGUUCCUAUGCAUCUCUUGUGUGGGUGCGUAGACAGCGAAUCGCAAGUUGUGGGAACGUACACUGUUCAGCAGAAUGAUACAAUUUCAGACAUUGCCAGUAGACUAUCAUCUACUGUGAGUGGCAUACUGAGCUUGAAUAGUGCUCUGAUUCAAGACCCAAGUUUCCUGGUUGUAGGCUGGGUGUUGUUUGUGCCCAUGAAGCAAAUUGACAACGGUGCACCAGCCCCGAGCCCUUCUCCAUACAUGAAUUAGAAAAAUCAUUCGAUGAUUGGAUCGAAAGCGAAGACGAAGAAGAAGGUUUGUCUUUGCCAUGCGGGCACGUGUGAUAACCUUAGCAACUUUGUGCAAACCAGAGGAGAUGGCAUAAUGGAAGAACCAAAUCAAGCACUGCUGGUAGUUUGAAGCUGAUUUGAUUCAGUUGUCCACCAGCUUAUAGAGAAAAGGGUUUUUGUAUUAUUUACUGAACGUAUUACAAAAACUUAUAUAAUGUCUCUAACUAAAUACAAUAUAAGUAUACAGUUAUAACUCAAAUACUAAAAAUAAGUAUACAGCUAUAACUCAAAUACUAAAAAUAGAUAAAACUGUUAUAGUUAGUCUUUAUCCUUAAUAUCUACAACUAACUAAAUACAAGAUAAG
This is a messenger RNA of Manihot esculenta (cassava), 1296 nucleotides long. RefSeq lists its product as uncharacterized. Gene Ontology annotation, molecular function: transmembrane receptor protein kinase activity. The transcript is spliced from 2 exons. NCBI's taxonomy places the organism in Eukaryota, Viridiplantae, Streptophyta, Magnoliopsida, Malpighiales, Euphorbiaceae. The record is from RefSeq and is a predicted model, not a curated record. Bases 256 to 912 code for a protein of 218 amino acids. Gene Ontology annotation, biological process: innate immune response.